AUGUCAAAGGAAACUGCCCUUGGCCCCAGGAUCACCUAUCCACCCACCCGAAAGCCCGAAGAUAAGCAUUGGGGCAAAGGACGUCGACGACCAGUGAGGCAUAAUACCGUCCCCAAAGGCGCUUGCGUCGGACUCUUCACGUACCGUUCCAAAACAUGCGAAUCGGAUAUCGAGAUCCUCACUUCCGAUCCACCUAAUGUGAUCCAUUAUUCCAACCAGCCGGAUUACGAUCCUAUCUCAGAUACCGCUAUCCCUGGGGCGGGCUCCAUGGUGAAUAUUUCGGUGCCGUGGACGGUGUGGUCGACGCAUCGCUUGGAUUGGUUUCCUGAUCUCUCGCGUUGGUAUGCUGGGGAGACUUUGCAGGCGGUUAAGGCCUAUGGUGUGCCUCGGGAGCCGAGUACUUUGGUGUUGAACCUGUGGAGCGAUGGGGGGAAUUGGACGGGGAAUUUGAGGGCUGGGGAGUCUGUAUUCUUGGGAGUUGAGUGGAUUGAGAUGGCGUUCAAUGUUUCUUCAGUGGCUGGGGCGUCUGUUGGCCGUGGUGAGGGCUUGACGAGGUCGCGAGGUAGCGCGGUUCGGAGGGCUGAUUUGGGGGAUGUUGGCAGUAAUGUGGGCAGAGCUAGGAGUAAGACAUUAGAAGGUGAUAUCCCGAAGCAAGAGAAUAUACGAACAGGGAAUGAGGUUGGGUGUCGAAAAGCGUGUUAUGUGAGUGACUUUCAUUAA
Messenger RNA from Aspergillus bombycis, 720 nucleotides. RefSeq names its product glycoside hydrolase family 16 protein. The transcript has a single exon. NCBI's taxonomy places the organism in Eukaryota, Fungi, Ascomycota, Eurotiomycetes, Eurotiales, Aspergillaceae. The record is from RefSeq and is a predicted model, not a curated record. Bases 1 to 720 code for a protein of 239 amino acids.